AAACUUCCCAAGUGCAUCAAUUCUAUAUGAAAUAAGACAGAUCCAUUCUUCUUUUAAUUUGUUGUUAUUAAGGAGAAAUACAAUAUUUUAUUAUAUCCUAUAAUUUUGUGUGGAAUUUUGGAAAACCAAGAUCUGGAAGAAAUUGAAGCACUGGCAAACUAAAACGCUCUCUUGAGACUAUUUGGGUUAUUUUGUUGACGCCUAAAAUUUCUUACGUUGAAUAUUUCAUACUUAAAACAAAAAAAAAUUACUUUACAAGUCGCAAUUGAUGCUCUAUACAUCGUAAGUACUCUGCUCAAAAUAUAAACUGCCUUUUUUGGAUUUUCUUGAUUUCUUGAUUUCUUUAUUUAUUUCUUUGUUUUCUGUUUCUCCUUUCGUUCUCUUUAAAGCUUGCAUGAAGUUUUUAGGACAAAGCUUACGAAAAUACAUAACAUCUGCAAAAGUAGCUGAUACUAUGCCAAACAUUGUCAAAGAAAGAAUGUCUCCACCUACUCGAUUGCCGGUUUUUAAUAAUAAAUCGUUUUAUAAGAGAACACUUCCACCUCAAUGCUUGGCGUUCGACUCGCACCAGGGCAAGCAGGUGUUCUUAAAGGCGCUCCAAGAAGGUCACAUGGAAAAUUACUUUACUCUAGCUCAGCAAAUGGUAACUCAAAAUGAGCCAGCCUUUUGCGGAAUAGGUACUUUGUGCAUGAUCCUUAAUUCCUUGAAGGUAGACCCAGGUCGCCUGUGGAAGGGGUCGUGGCGUUGGUAUGAUCAAGAUAUGUUGGAUUGCUGUCGUUCACUAAAGGAUAUAGAACGAGAUGGGAUUACUCUCGAGGAGUUCUCCUGUUUGGCAAAUUGCAAUGGUUUGCAAACUGUGACGAAGUCUGUGAAAGACGUUUCCUUUGAAGAGUUUUUAAAAGAUCUCAUGAUAUGUUCCACGCAAACGGGCAAGAUCAUGGCAAUUUCGUUCAGUCGUAAAGUAUUGGGUCAAACUGGAGAUGGUCAUUUUAGUCCAGUGGGUGGGUAUAGCGAAAAGGAUGGCAAAGUCUUAAUUUUAGACGUUGCCAGAUUUAAGUAUCCCAGCUAUUGGGUAGACUUGGAAAUGAUGUACAAAAGCAUGUUUCCUUUGGAUGCCACUAAUAAUCAGCCAAGGGGUUACGUGCUGUUGGAAGCAAUGCGACAUCCGGUGGGUGUGUUUACAGUUGGGUUGAACAAGUACAGUUGGAAAAACGUGUCAAAUCACAUUCAUCAUGAAGUUACUAGUGCAAAAUCCGUGCAGGAUCUUAUUAAUCGCUUAGAUUCUUUGAAUCAAUCAUCCAUACCGCUCAUACAACAACGAUCUAAUAGCUCCUUAUCGGCUGAGUUUCAACAUUUUUGUAAUGUCCUCGAAAGUACUGAUACUUAUAAACUUAUAUUCCAAAAUACUAAUUCAGACGCAAAAUAUUUGACUUUGGCUUUUUGGUCAAUCUUUUCUUUGCCUACCUUUAAAAAGCAUUGCAAUCCCGCUCUGUUAGAUCAGCUCAUCCCAUACUUGAAAGAAAUCGACAUCAACGAAAUUCAGACUCAGGUGCGUGUAUUGAUUGAACAAUUGGAAAGUCUUACACAGUGUUGCAAAGCUGAUAAACCUUGUUCUGCUUCCGAUUGUUGUAAAAGUUCAUAAUACCUUCGUUUGCUUAGAUAUCUAUUUAUUUUACCCUUUUCUGUUGUACAUCCCUAUCAGGUAACAUUUGGGAUAUGUAUGAUUAUCAUUAGUUUUUUACUAGUUUUGUUUCAAUAUCUGUUAAAAUUAUGAAAAUUGCAAACGAAAGUGUACAAAAAUGAGGAAAAUCAAUAAAUCACACAGAUGAAGAACUUUGGUAGAAUCACUUGCAGCAACAAGUAACAAAUAAAUCAGCCAGGUAACAAAGUAAAUGGCUGACUCACUAAGGUAGCCCACGCUGACGAAAUUUCUGUCAA
Molecule: messenger RNA, 1938 nt
Organism: Schizosaccharomyces octosporus yFS286
Lineage: Eukaryota; Fungi; Ascomycota; Schizosaccharomycetes; Schizosaccharomycetales; Schizosaccharomycetaceae
Product: phytochelatin synthetase
Exons: 1
Coding region: 395-1642 (415 amino acids)
Biological process (GO): phytochelatin biosynthetic process; cellular detoxification of cadmium ion; detoxification of copper ion
Molecular function (GO): metal ion binding; glutathione gamma-glutamylcysteinyltransferase activity
Source: RefSeq, a predicted model, not a curated record